Molecule: messenger RNA, 2633 nt
Organism: Solea solea (common sole)
Lineage: Eukaryota; Metazoa; Chordata; Actinopteri; Pleuronectiformes; Soleidae
Gene: mpv17
Product: mitochondrial inner membrane protein MPV17
Exons: 9
Coding region: 194-727 (177 amino acids)
Cellular component (GO): cytoplasm; membrane
Source: RefSeq, a predicted model, not a curated record
GACGAAGACUGCAGACUUCAUGCUGCCUUCCCGUUCCGUGUAAAAUUACAGUUCUUUUUCAGCUUGUUCCUCUAAUUUGCAACUAAAACUGAAGUGCAGUUCAUGAGAAAGUUCAGCCGCUGAAGUGGACACGUGAACGCAUCACCAGCAGCGGUAGAAUCGCAGUCAGACCAGGGUCAAUCACAGGGAGAAAAUGGCUGGCCUGUGGAAAUCCUACCAGGCCUUAAUGACCAGAUAUCCCUGGACAGUGCAGAUAGUGACUGCAGGGUCUCUGGUGGGCGUCGGUGACGUCGUCGCUCAGCAGCUGAUCGAGAGACGAGGACUCUCUCAACACAACGUCCACAGAACGGCCAAGAUGAUGAGCAUCGGCUUCUUUUUCGUCGGUCCAGUCAUCGGCAGUUGGUACAAAGUUUUGGACAAAAUCGUCGUUGGAGGAACAAAAAGUGCAGCGAUGAAGAAAAUGCUGCUCGACCAGCUGUGUUUCGCUCCGUGUUUCCUCGGCGCGUUCCUCACUAUCUCCGGUGCCCUGAACGGACUCACGCUGGACAAGAACGUCGCCAAACUCAAGAGGGACUACACUGACGCUCUGAUCUCAAACUACUACUUGUGGCCUCCAGUGCAGAUCGCAAAUUUCUACUUCGUUCCACUUCACCACAGGUUGGCCGUGGUCCAGGUGGUCGCCGUCGCCUGGAACGCGUACCUGACCUGGAAAGCAAACAAGAUGUGAAGGACGAUCAUCGUGAACCUUUUCUGUUUCUGUUUGUGUUUGUGUUUCCGUUGUUUUCCAUGAUUUUACACUUGUGUUUUUGUGUGUUUAUGAGUGAAUGAGUGAGGGACAUGUGGAUGAACUCUCUUUCGCCAUAAACGUGUGACUGAGUCACGAGUGAAGAUCCACUCUGACAAAUUCACACUUGAAAGUCAAACGUUUUGUUCUUUUUGUCGGAGCAGACGCUGACAAACACUCACACAUGAAUUAACACCGACUCACUAAAAGGAAACUUGUUUUGUUUUUUUUUAUCCAUCACUUGAAGCAGAAAUAGUGUUAAUGGAUGAUUUAUUCAUUUUAACAGGACCAUAGUUUGUUUUCAUUUGAAUCUUUGAAGUUUGUUUUGUUUACAAAAGCCUCAGGAAAGUCAUGUUUGUUUCUUUGUCUGUUUUAGUUCCUGACUUUUAGUUCAUUUACACAAGAUCUGUGAUUAAAAAGCAACAAAUGUCCUCAACAAACAGAAAAAACACUGAUUUCUGAGUGAAAAAGAUGUUUGAUAUUGUGUUUAUGUCAAAUCCUCAUAAUUAUGAGAUUUUUCAUUCAAAUAAAGUGAAUUCUUUCACAACCACAAGACAAAAAAAAACACUUCAACAAACUCCCUGUGAAUAAUUUGACUAUAAAUUGUUGAUUAGUGAGUUGUGAUUGAAUUAUGAGCAAUGUUUUUGAAUUUGAAGGCUGUAAAUCACUGAGUCUGUAUUUAUAUCACACUUUUCACACAUAAAAUACGACACAAAGUCCCGCCCAGUCACACCUUUACCCACAAACAUAAUGUUUAAAUCCUUUACCUCAAUAUAAAUGUAACUAAUGUUAUAUUUAGGACAAGAAUUGAUCACAUGAUGACAAAGGAGCUCACCAGUCUGCAAAGAGGUCGAGUUAUGAACAAAUAAUACAUAAUAAAAAAGUAAUUUAAACCAAUUAAAUAAGACAAAAAAAUGCAAUCAAUAUACAAAAAGAGUCUUAAAUCAGCAGUGGAUAUUGUAGAUGGAAAACAUAAAUUUAUGCCGAGAACAAUCUGUUUUUUGAUUGUUAAUCAGUUUUUCUGAAACAUUAAAGCCAGUGCUCUAAUUUUUCAGCUUCUUAAAGGAAACGAAAACGAACAUUUUCUGGUUCCUUUGCUCCGUGUUGCAAAGAAAUCACUGAAAAUGAAUAAUUUUUUCAAGGUUUAGGAAACAUUUCCGAUAUUUUAUGGACCAAACAAUCAAUGAAUUGAGAAAAAGAGUCGUCAGUUGAAGCUUUAAAAUCCAGGGGAAGGUGUGAAGAAGAUUACACACUAUUAACACGACAUAAAAAUAUGACUUCUUUUUGUUUGUUUUUUAAAGGAUAAAAUAGACAUAAAUGUGGAUAAACAGAUUUUAAUUGUUUCAUUUGUUGUAUCUGUUUCUAAAAAGCUCGGAAGUGAAUGUGGUCAGGAGGUUGAUCUGGACCAGGUGUUCAUAUUAUUUUUAAUAUAGUAUAUUAUGUACAGUACUGUGUGAAAUGAACUCUAUAACCGCAGACCUUUUUAAAAGCAAAAUGUCUGUAUUUUUUUUUUAUGGGGAACAAUGUGUCACAUUCAAUCUUGAGCAGAAAUAGUAAAAAUAGAAACGUCUCAGUGAAUUCAAGUCUUUGCCCCCGUAAAAACCCAAACAAACAAACAAACCAUCCCUCUGUUUCUGUUAUAGAUGAGUCAGAGAGAAAACAAACACACGGAGCUUUUUAUGGCUGCGUCUGUCACUUAAUCAAUGACUUUCCUUCUAUUCCACAAAAUGUAGAAGGAAAAAUAUAAAUUGAUGUCCUCAAAUGUUGUCCUUUUUUUCUCCCCCAGAAACUAAAGCGCAAAGAAAGCAGAACAUAUUCACAUUUAAAGAAGUUGUGUGACUGUAAUAUG